GUGCUUGAUGACGUCACAGGUCCGGUUAUUUAGUCCCAGCUGAGCUCAUGUGCAGUCUCACACACACACACACAGCAGAUCAUCAGAGAGUCCUCAACAAUGAUCAUGAUGGAGAUGCAGUAUAAUAAUAAUAAUGAUGGAUAUGUGCUGGAGGAGUAUAUGACACAGGAGGAUGAGUGGGACAGAGAUCUCCUGCUCGACCCCGCGUGGGAGAAACAGCAGAGGAAGACGUUCACGGCCUGGUGUAACUCUCACCUGCGGAAAGCAGGAACCCAGAUCGAGAACAUCGAAGAUGAUUUCAGGAAUGGACUGAAGCUGAUGCUUCUGCUGGAGGUCAUCUCAGGCGAAAGGCUUCCCAGACCAGACAGAGGCAAGAUGCGCUUCCACAAAAUAGCCAACGUGAACAAAGCUCUGGAGUACAUCACCAGUAAAGGUGUUAAACUGGUGUCCAUCGGUGCUGAAGAGAUUGUUGAUGGGAAUUUGAAGAUGACUCUCGGAAUGAUCUGGACCAUCAUCCUCCGCUUCGCCAUCCAGGACAUCACUGUAGAGGAAACGUCGGCUAAAGAAGGUCUUUUGCUGUGGUGUCAGAGGAAGACGGCUCCCUACAGGAACGUCAAUGUACAAAACUUCCAUUGCAGUUGGAAGGACGGUUUGGCGUUCUGUGCGCUCAUUCACAGACACAGACCUGACCUGAUCGACUACGCCAAACUCAACAAGGAUGAUGCUCUUGGAAAUCUGAAUCUGGCUUUGGAAAUCGCGGAGAAACACCUGGAUAUCCCGAAAAUGUUGGAUCCAGAAGACAUAAUCAACACCCCAAAACCUGACGAGCGAGCCAUCAUGACGUAUGUGUCCUGCUUCUAUCACGCUUUUGCUGGUGCAGAACAGGCAGAAACAGCUGCUAACAGGAUCUGUAAGGUGCUCGGUGUGAAUCAAGAAAAUGAGAAAUUGAUGGAGGAAUAUGAGCGACUGGCCAGUGAGCUGUUGGAGUGGAUUCAUCGCACAACGCCGUGGCUGGAGAACCGAACGCCAGAGAGCAUGAUGGCCGCUAUGAGACGGAAGCUGGAGGACUUCAGGGAUUAUCGGCGCAUGCACAAACCACCCAAAGUCCAGGAGAAAUGUCAGCUGGAGAUCAGCUUUAACACGCUUCAGACUAAACUGCGCAUCAGCAACAGACCUGCGUUCAUGCCCUCAGAGGGGAAGAUGGUGUCUGACAUCUCCAGUGCGUGGCAGGGUCUCGAGCAGGUAGAGAAAGGUUAUGAGGAAUGGCUGCUUAGUGAAAUUCAUCGUCUGGAGCGUGUGGAACAUCUGGCUGAGAAGUUCCAGCAGAAAACAUCCAUGCAUGAGAGCUGGGCACGGGGCAAAGAUCAGCUGUUAAUUCUGAAGGAUUAUGAGAGUGCAUCACUGAUGGAGGUGAGAGCGCUGCUACGGAAACACGAGGCGUUUGAGAGUGACCUCGCCGCACAUCAGGACAGAGUGGAGCAGAUCGCAGCCAUAGCACAGGAACUCAACGAGCUGGAUUAUCACGCGGCUGGCGUGAUCAAUGAGAGCUGUCAGCAGAUCUGCGAUCACUGGGAUCAACUGGGAACUUUGACCCAGAAACGCCGAGAAGCGCUUGAGAGGACAGAGAAGCUCCUGGAAACGAUCGAUCAGCUGUUUCUGGAGUUUGCCAAAAGAUCCGCUCCGUUCAAUAACUGGAUGGAUGGAGCCAUGGAGGAUCUGCAGGACAUGUUCAUUGUGCACUCAGCGGAGGAAGUUCAGAACCUGAUCUCAGGUCAUGAUCAGUUUAAAGUGACGUUACCGGAGGCCGACAGCGAGCGUCAAGCCAUUCUGAGCAUUUGUAACGAGGUGCAGAAGAUCGCUCAGAGUUACGGCCUCUCCGCCAACCUCACCAACAUCUACUGCACCCUCACACCGGAACAGAUCAACCAGAAGUGGGAGAAGGUGAAGAAGCUGGUUCCUCAGAGAGACAGCACUCUACAGGAGGAAUUAUCCAGACAGUAUGUGAACGAGAGACUGAGACGUCAGUUUGCUGCUCAGGCCAACAUCAUCGGACCCUGGAUACAGACACGCAUGGAGGAAAUCUCUCACAGUUUGGUGGAUUUGGGCGUAACGCUGGAAGAUCAGAUGACUCAAUUGAAACAAUACGAGCACGUCAUCAUCAAGUACAAACCAAACAUAGACAAACUAGAGGAGGACCACCAAGUCAUCCAAGAGUCUCUCAUAUUCGACAACAAACACACUAACUACACUAUGGAGCACAUCCGUGUGGGAUGGGAGUCACUCCUCACCACGAUCGCUCGCACCAUCAACGAGAUUGAGACUCAGAUUCUGAUGCGGGACGCUAAAGGCAUCAGCCAACAACAACUCAACAGCUUCAGAUCUUCCUUCACACACUUUGACCGGAAGAAGAAGGGCGGUAUGGAAACGGACGACUUCAGAGCCUGUCUGAUCUCCAUGGGUUAUGAUCUGGGGGAAGCAGAGUUUGCACGCAUCAUGUCACUGGUCGACCCGAACGGAUCUGGUGUGGUGCCGUUUCAGUCCUUUGUGGACUUCAUGACUCGUGAGACCGGAGACACGGAUACUGCCGAACAGGUCGUCGCUUCCUUUAGAAUCCUGGCCGCGGAUAAGCCGUACAUUCUGAUGGAGGAACUCCGUCGUGAGUUGCCCCCGGAGCAAGCGGAAUACUGCAUCUCCAGAAUGCCCCCUUAUACAGGACCUGAUGGAGUCCCGGGAGCUUUGGACUACACCGCUUUAUCUACUGCUCUCUAUGGAGAGAGUGACCUGUAGCUCUCCGGGGCAGAACCGCACCCUCGUUUAAAACUACAACACUGUCAUGUUUCAUGUUUUGGCCCUUUUAAAUGAAGUUAUUUGCAAUAAUAACAUCUUAAACGUGUGCUUAUACGCUGUGAAGCUUUACUGAGGAGAACGAUGUGCACAUUUACGGUGUGUUCAGUUUUAAACUAAAGUGUUUUAGGAGUUGAUUUAUGAUUUGCAUGAAUUAUACAGUGGGGUCCAAAAGUCGAAUAUCUGGGGUGCAUUUCAUUUAAACCUGGAAAUACAGUUUUUUGAAAAAGAACAAAUUUAAACAAAGAACAAUUAUGACUCAAAAUUAAGAAGAUUUGCUUCAGAUUCUGCACUUUUACUAGGUGACUAAUCAAAUGUAAAUUAAGAAGUGCCAUUGAACGAUUUUCCCCCCAAUUCGGAACGCCCAAUUCCCAAUGCGCUCUGAGUCCUCGUGGUGGCGUAGUGACUCGCUUCAGUCCGGGUGAUGGAGGACGAAUCUCAGUUGUGUCUGAGACCGUCAAUCCGCGCAUCUUAUCAUGUGACUCGUUGAGCGCGUUUCCAUGGAGACGUAGCGCAUGUGGAGGCUUCACGCUAUUCUCCGCGGCAUCCACACACAACUCACCACACGCCCCACCGAGAGCGAGAACCACAU
Xyrauchen texanus (razorback sucker) is the source of this 3436-nucleotide messenger RNA. Its product is annotated as alpha-actinin-2-like. The transcript is spliced from 21 exons. Gene Ontology annotation, molecular function: actin filament binding; calcium ion binding. The record is from RefSeq and is a predicted model, not a curated record. NCBI's taxonomy places the organism in Eukaryota, Metazoa, Chordata, Actinopteri, Cypriniformes, Catostomidae. Gene Ontology annotation, cellular component: plasma membrane; cell projection; Z disc. Gene Ontology annotation, biological process: actin cytoskeleton organization; muscle cell development. Bases 100 to 2787 code for a protein of 895 amino acids.